Alternaria infectoria is the source of this 3282-nucleotide messenger RNA. RefSeq lists its product as uncharacterized. Gene Ontology annotation, molecular function: protein binding. Bases 1 to 3282 code for a protein of 1093 amino acids. Gene Ontology annotation, biological process: GPI anchor biosynthetic process. Gene Ontology annotation, cellular component: endoplasmic reticulum; membrane. The record is from RefSeq and is a predicted model, not a curated record. The transcript has 5 exons. NCBI's taxonomy places the organism in Eukaryota, Fungi, Ascomycota, Dothideomycetes, Pleosporales, Pleosporaceae.
AUGCGCGUAUUCUGGCCGUCAGACGCUCCAAAGGACUCUGUGCCGGGUGUUCUGGUGGGGUUCAGAAACUCGAAGUCAGAUGUCUUUGUGGUAGCUGUGCUUCAAGAAGUCGAGUUGCGUCAAGUCGAGAACGCGCUGCUUGUCGGGACCUUGCUGCGACACAGCCCACACGAUGUCCAGGAACUACUUCAACGAUGCGGACACUCUUCCUUGCGCGCCUUGGGCUACGUCAACCCCAGGAGCCCAGUUGAGCAGCCUGAUAACGACCUCAUCGUAGUCCAUACCGACCCCUCGUUCCGAUUUCCGCGCCUUCAUCAUCCUCACGAACCGCUCGCGACAAUGCAAGUCAUUGUAUACGACCGACCGCACCCAACGCGUAUGCAAUACCUCUCGCUCAAACCAAUCACGCUAGCACUGGGAGACAAAAGAAGGGUCGCAGAAUGGGAUGUAGCUUUCGAAGAGCUGGAGAAAGCAGAAGAGAAGGAGCGCAGAAGGAAGGCACAUCUCGUUGAGAAGCUCAAGCUGCACACGGUGAUUGCACACCCGCGCACUCAAAAGGAGCUGGCGUUGCCGAUGCUCAUCGAGCAGGUGAACUGUUCGCACGAAUUGAACGCCCUAUUACAGAAGAACAUCGGCAUGAUAGGCAGGCGUAUGAAGCGAGCCUUAAGUGUCAGUGAGCGGGUUGUCGAGUCUGCGAACGAUCUCUGGGACUAUAUAUGGCUUGUCCUCCAUUAUGCGUUCAGAGUCUGGAUAUGGCCGGUAGCCGCACAACUCUUUAUUUUUGGGCUCAUCACCCAUCGCAUAAUGGGAGAAGCCGUUCUUCAGCUUCUCCAUUGGCGACCAGGUUCUUCCGACUCGCCAGCUCUGAAAGACAUCUCCGCAACAGCGCAACAGAUUGACAUACGAUUACAACAGUCUUGUUACUGGCCCAUUCAGUAUCUCACCUUACGCAGGAGGAAAGUCAACUGGGAAUCUAUCACUAACAGUCAUCCGGAGUAUAUCCGGUUCUACAAUAGUCUGUGGCUGGUUGCCAACGAUGUCAUAAUGGGCAUCGCUGUUGGAACAUUCAUCAUCGAGAACGCUUCGUUCGUGGCUGCUCAGGUCGAUACCAUAUUCAGUACCUGGUCAGUCGACGGUCUACGGCGCAUGAUAUCAUGGCUUAUGGGAUGGCCUGGAGGCUUGAAGUUGAACACUGAACUGGCUGCGUUCCUGGGCGACCUUUUUCUUUGGGUCAUUGAUUACUGGGCGGGAUGCAUAUCACUCCUGCGGCCACACCUACCUGCGCUGAUCCAGAUCAUUGGCUUUUCCGCUUUCGCUGGCGCCACUAUGCCCAUCUCAAUCUUCUCGGACCUCGUUUCACUGCUGACGCUGCACAUCUACUCAUUCUAUGUCGCGUCUGCUCGCAUCUUUCAUUGGCAGCUUACGAUAAUCAUAUCCCUCUUCCACCUUUUCCGUGGAAAGAAGCGCAACAUCCUCCGCAACCGAAUCGACUCAUGCGACUACGACUUGGACCAGCUAUUGCUCGGCACUAUUCUUUUCACACUGCAGUUCUUCUUACUGCCAACUGUGUUCGUCUUCUACUUGACGUUUGCGAGCGCACGCAUUGCUGUCAUCGGAUUGAAAGCUGCGCUGGAGAUGGGGCUUGCCUGUCUCAAUCACUUCCCGCUCUUCGCAGUCAUGCUACGACUGAAGGAUCCUGGAAGACUACCUGGAGGAAUCUGUUUCGAACUACAAGACACGACCGAUCUUUCCUCUAGCACGACAAGCGAGACAGGCUCACCGCCGACGGCCUAUGUGUUGCUGAAGUCGAUCCCGCUGUCACUACGUGCGAUGUUCCAACCCUAUUUCGACCUUGGCGAUCGCAUACGCAAGCACUACUUCUCGCCUAGCGUCUUGUUGUAUCUCGUGUCAGGGCAAUUUGUCCCACCGAUUCACCGCCGCAACUUAUACAGCUUGCAGUAUAGCAUGCUCCCCGCCAACAGAGCAAGUAUAGGCGAGCUGUGGAAGAAGCUGACAGAAAGGAGUGCCGCGCCAUCGCACGGGUCUAACGGGUUCAAUCCGGCUUCCUUCUUGACAGUGCGCGUCGGUCUUGAAGGUUCUCAAGAAGACUUUCUACUCCACGAAGGCAUACUGGCCGGACGCUCCGAGUUCUUCCGCCGCGCGAUGAACGGCAACUGGUCUGAGAAGAAGGAUCGACUCGUUAGACUACCUGAGGAUGACCCCAAGAUCUUCGCUCUCUACGUUAAUCUCAUCUAUAUGGGUGCGAUGUACACCCAAACAGAAUAUCAAAAGACGACACCUGUCGAAUUUCAAGCACAUACUCUGGCAAAUGUCAAGUUCUACAUCCUCGCUCAGAAGCUGCAAGAUACGCAAGCCAAGAAUUCCGCUUUGGAGACCGUUCGUACCGAGAUCAGCGCCAUGUCGUUUGCCGCAGACAGACUACCCAACGCCGAGAUCGUCGAGUUGAUGUAUAGGAAUACAUUGAAAGGUAGUCUUGGACGGCGCCUCAUGGUCGACAUCUGGACCUGCAUCAGCACGAAGAGUAUUCUCGAGACGAGUGAACGCCUUUGCAGGGACUUCCUCGUAGAUCUCGCCUACUCACUCCAUGUCAUGACAACUCUUCGAGCAGGUGUGAAAACAGCAAUGAGCUUCGAUCCGUCGAAGCUCGUCACAAUCAUUGUGGGCAAAGGUCCAAAACAACAGCGCUUCUCGGUCCAUGAGGGAAUCAUCUGCGCACGCUCCGAGUUCUUCAAACGUGCUAUGAACGGCAACUGGGUAGAGAGCGAAAAACGCAUCAUUGAGUUGCCGGAGGAUGACCCAAAGAUCUUCAACAUCUAUAUCAACUUCCUCUACACAGGUCGCAUUGUGACCAACACUCUCGAGGAGCCGAUAGAUCGUCAGGAUAUCGGAAAGGAGAUGCGUGUGCUCGGCCGGCUUUACGUGCUCGGUGAGAAGCUCCAGGACAAGACUGCAAAGAACUCAGCCAUCCAAGGUCUGCUAGAGGUCGCUGAAGAAAAAGAUGCGGACGGGUUCCAGUUCCAGCCGACGGUCGGAACCAUCAUCAUCAUAUACCAGGGCACAUGUGCGGGCAGUCUUGGCCGUCGCCUUGUGGUAGAUAUGUGGAUUAGGAUAUCGGCGGAAUUUUUAACCCAGGACACGUGUCUUUUACCCAAGGAGUUUCUCGCUGACUUCGCCAUCGCACUUCUGCGCUACCGUCCAGACGACAUACCGAAACAGGCUACGAUGGCAAACAUUAGCGACUACAUGGAGGAGAUGGAUUGA